AUGCCGCUCUUUGGGAAUAUUAUUGUAAUUAAACGGAAUGGGACUGAUGGAAUUAGUUUUCCACUCACUGCAAGUUCUUGUUUAUUUGGAAGGAGAACAGAAUGUGAUAUUCGCAUCCAGUUGCCUCAGGUCUCGAAAGAACAUUGUAAAAUUGAAGUAAAUGAAAACAAGGAGGCAAUAUUGACUAAUUUAAGUACAGUAAAUCCUACGCAGCUGAAUGGUGCUUGUUUUCAGCAGCCUGUACCUCUGAAGCAUGGAGAUGUGUUAACUAUUAUUGAUCGUUCUUUCAGAUUUGAAUAUCCUCUCCAAUCAACUCCAAGAAAGAGGCGUUCUAGGACUCCAAAAGAUGAAACGCUGCAGGAGGUGUCAAGAGAUGUUGGUAAAAGUCACUCGCAGGAUCAUAAGGAGCUAAGCACACCAGGCAAAUCUAAAGGUACUGAAGUUACAACCACACCCAGUAAGGAGGAUGAUGGAAAUGGAAAUGCAGCAUUUUUACUGAAGCAGUGCUCUAUAGAAUGUUUGGAUUAUACAGAUAAAAGUAAAAUAUACGGCUCUGCAAUAGAAUUAGAUAAACUAGCACAAACAACUAACACAACAAAUGUUCUGUCUACACCAAGGCCCAAAAGGAAGAGUCCUCGGUCUCAUUUCAUAUCACCUACCAAAGAAACUAGUGGAGUGAAUCCUGCAGAUACAGAUGCUCCAACAACUCCAAAACGUGUGUUGUUGAAACGUAAAUCUUUUUCAGAAAUUGCAGCUGAAACUCAAAGGCAAGAUUCAGUGUGCAGAAACGAUAGCCUCAAACAACUGCCUUUGGCAGAAAAUAAAUGCUUAAAACAAAGACGGAAUAGUAAACAACACACACCAGGAAAACCUGUAAAAGAAGUAGUGCUGAAAGAAAUUUGUGAUCAGGCAAACUUUGUUACCUCAACAGAGGGACAUUCUGAAACUCCUGCCUCUUUCUCUAAUUCCAAGAGUCCCAGAAGAAAUAACAGGCAAAGUAAAAAAUUAUUAAACAAAAGUGUCCAUUCAGAGACACUGGCUUCAGAAGAGUUAACGUCAGAACUGGCAUCUCCUGCUAGUCAGAAAUCUGACUCUGGAAGAAAAAGAGGUGCGCCAAGGACGUCUGGACUGCUAACUGAAAAAUCUUUGGAGACAAAUGCUGUUCAAGAACAUCGUGAUAAGACUACGGACAGAAAAGAGAGUGGAACUAAAGAAGAGCUGGCCGCAAAGGGGUAUCAUCAGAAACAAGAUUUGGAAGAUGCCAGUGUUAUGAGACCUCGUAGACUGUCAUCAAAGAGAAGGUCUUCUGGAAGUGCUACUGUACCGAAAGACGAUGAAGCAGUCUCAGAACUGAAUAUUUCUGGCGUGUUGGCUGAAGAAGAAUCAGGCAAGACAAAGAGAGUAUCUCAGAAGAGGAAAAGUGGCGAUUUGUUACCUCAGCCUUUAGGAAAAAAGAAGAGAGUAUCUUUCGGUGGCCAGCUAAGUCCAGAACUUUUUGAUAAAAGUUUGCCUCCCAACUCGCCCCUUAAAAAAGGUGCGACUCCUGCCAGACUGAGCCUGCCGUUUGGAAACUCGCCGCGUGCUGUUCUCAAAAAGGCUCAGGGAUUGAAGCGCUUUGCAGUCCAGGAACUUUCUGAACAUUUGCUGAAAGAAAAAAUGUCACCAAAAAAUUCGCCAUCCCGGAAGUCCCCAGCUGCCUUAUCCCCUGCCUCUGGGAAGGCAACACCUAAAUUGACUUUAGGCUCUCCAGCCCCUUACAUAAAAGGACGUUUCUCUGUUUCUCACAUCACAACACCGUUACCGAUUGCAGAAGAGAAGGAUGCUGUUGCAGAAGAUGUGAAUACCAAUGAGAAAAAUGGUGCCCGAGUGAGAACGCCUAAAUCUUCUCACAUUAACGAAGAUGUUGUAAAAUCUUGGGCAGAAGUGGUAAAAUUAGGUGUCGCAAGACCACAGUCAAAGACCGCUAAAAAAAGUGUCCGAAAAGGAAGAUCCCUAAAGAAGAUAACCCAAUCGCCAAAGCUAAACAUGAACAUGGAUGAAAGCUUCACAGGAGAGAUGAUGGUGUCACCGUUAAGUAGUUCAGAUGCUUCAGAACAGAAACAAGACAGUCCAGGCAUUUGUCACUUGCUGAGAAAGGAGUCUCUAAACUCUGUGUUUGAUGCAAUAGCCACAAAAACUCCUGAAAAAAGAAAAGCUAUACUGGAAGAAGAUAGUAGUAUGGAUCGUUUGUCAAUAAUUCCAGCAAAACAAGCAUGUCGGGUGAAAUCAGGAAGUAAAAGGAGUACUCCAAAGCAGAAGUUGGAGCCAGCUGAGGUCAUGUCAGGCAUCAAGCAGCUUUUAAGGACCCCAGAGCAAAGGUCAGAACCAGCAGAGGCCUUGUCAGGCAUCAAGCAGCUCAUGAAGACUCCAAAGAGGAAGUUGGAGCCUUUAGAGGCUUUGUCGGGCAUCAAGCAGCUCAUGAAGACCCCGAAGCAGAAGCCGGAGCCUGUAGAGGCUUUGUCGGGCAUCAAGCAGCUCAUGAAGACCCCGAAGCAGAAGCCGGAGCCUGUAGAGGCUUUGUCGGGCAUCAAGCAGCUCAUGAAGACCCCGAAGCAGAAGCCGGAGCCUGUAGAGGCUUUGUUGGGCAUCAAGCAGCUCAUGAAGACCCCGAAGCAGAAGCCGGAGCCUGUAGAGGCUUUGUCGGGCAUCAAGCAGCUCAUGAAGACCCCGAAGCAGAAGUUGGAGCCUGUAGAAGAUUUGCUGGGCAUUAAGCAGCUCAUGAGGACGCCACAGCAAAAGCCAGAACCAGUUGAGGUCCUGUCAGGCGUCAAGCAGCUCUUGAGGACCCCACAGCAAGACCGUAUUUUCAAGACACCAAAGGAAAAAGUUGAACCCAUAGAAGAUGUGUUUGGUAUUAGUAGACUAGUGAAGACUCCGAGAGAGAAGUAUCAACCAGUUGACGAUUUUGUGGGUCUGCAAAGGCUUAUGGCAGAACCCAGGCAGAAAUGUUCUGAUUUUGAAGUGGACUAUGUUGGAGUUCCAGAAAUGUUUGAUACACCAGAGGAAAUGAAGCACCCUGAUCAAGAAAAAGUUGAAACUGUUUCACAUGUGGAACCGCACGGACCUACUCAAAGACCAGGAAGAGGUAAAAGGAAAGAAGCAAAGGAGGUAAAGCAUCCAAGUGAGAAUGUUGAGUCUUGUGGCAAAGAUUCUUCAGUGCUAUGCAAAGAACCUGCAAAUAUGAAACAGACUUUGCAGAAGGAUGGCAUCAAUGACAUAUUAGAAACUGCAGAUGAUCCAACCAUAAAGACAGUAAGUGUAUCUAGUAGCAUUCAAAAUGAAAAUUGUCAGCUACAAACAGAUGUAAAAACAUCUGAAAGCAAAUCUAAUGACGGUGGUAUAGAAGAUAGGGAAGAAAUGCUUCUGUCACCUGGGAAGAGGUUUAGAGGAGUAAAAAAAGUAGAAAACACAGAACCACUGAUUCCACCUAAAAGAGGAAGAAGAGCUAGAAAUGACCAAGUUAAGCAAGCUUCUUCAGAGGACAUUCAUGGAACAACAAGGAAGCUUCGCAAAGACCCAGCAGCAAAGAUGAUACAGAGAGAUGAACGAACUUUUGACAAAGAUACUGAGACUGCCACAGCAGAAGUAUCUGAAAAUGGAACUAAACUAGGAAUACAGAUAACGGAGAAAAGAGUUAAGUCUUUAAGAAGCGCUAGAAAGCACUCAACUGAAGUAAAAGCAGACAGUUGUGGGAUGGGACUUGAAAAGAUACGAAACAUUCCAAAAACCGAGGAAACUUCAGCUGAAACUGAUGCUGAAACACACUCAUGUAUCACAAAUGAGAUUAAAGUAUCUCAGGGAGAUGAAACGGAAAAUGCUCAGGAAAAUACCACAGAGGCAUCUCAAAGAUUAAAGGCAGAGUCACCUUCUGGAGAGGCAAAUGAAAACCCGGUCACUGCUCUGAACUUGGAAGCAAACAGAAGUACAGUACAAGAAACAAAUCGAACUAGAAACAGGAGAGGCAAAAAUGGCUCUUUGGAGAAAAAGCAUGAUGAAUUUGCCGAAGAUAUAAACAGCCUAGAACUAAUUACUCCCCAAAAUAAGUCAGAAGCAGAAAUGGAUGAAUCUUCUCUCAAAGAUUCUUUGAGCUCUAUUUGUGUCAAAAAUACAUACCAAGUCACGAAGGACCAGAACGACCCAGCUGGCACAUCAAUACCUGCUGCAAACAGUGACAGUCUUGCUCGUGGCCGUCAAAAGUGGACAAGAAAUGAACAGGGAAUACUUAAACCAAACCAAACUGAAGUCCUGCAAGAGAAUGAAACACAAACAAAUCAAAUUGCAUGUAGAAGAGGCAGAGGUAGAAAAGUUACUUUUGAACCUGAAGAAGCCAGUUCCAAAGCAGUUGGAGGAAAAAGGAGUUUUCCUGGGGAUGACAAAGAUGGUCAACAUGAGACUUCAGAAAAUCCUUCUUUACAAGUAAGGAGGAGCAGACGAAAGCAAGUUGAUUCCGUGCCACAGAUAGCUUGUUCUACCUUUAUGGGAAAACAAACUUUAAUUGCAGAUCACAGUAAAGAUGAGGCUUUUGUAAAGGAGCAAGAUUCGUCUUUGGGAGCUACUCCCUCUUCAACAGAAGACAAUCCACUGAGACGAGGGAAAAGACGAGAGGUUGCUGCAGCAUCACAAACAUCUAGAUCUCUUUCUAUCAGAACAAGACGUGGGUUUCUAGAAGGUGAUGAUAAAAAGAUGGCUGUGAGAGAAGAUCAAAAUCCAGCUUUGGGAAAUGAAACUUUGCAGGCAAAAGCAAAUGCAUCAGCAAGGGACAAAAGGAAAAAGAUUGAUCUAGCAGCAGAGGCAAAAAGUUCAUCUUCUCUCCAGAGAAAAUGUGGCUUGUCAGAAACCGAUGAUAAAGAGGAGAGUACUAAUGAAGAACAAAAUACGCCUUUGGAAACAGCGUCCUGUGCAAAAGAGAAGCCAUUAGGAAGGGGAAGAAAGAAAGAAACUGCUCUGGCAUCACAUACAACUAAUAACAUUUCUCUUAGAGGAAAAAGUGUUUUGCCAGCAGAUAAUGUUGCUCUCCGCUCGGUGCUGUGCACGGUCUCUAACAUGACGGCAGAAAUGUACCAGCAGAUGGAAAAAUGGGGAGAGAGAGAGCUGGAAUUUUAUACAUAA
Charadrius vociferus (killdeer) is the source of this 5148-nucleotide messenger RNA. RefSeq names its product marker of proliferation Ki-67 (gene MKI67). Gene Ontology annotation, cellular component: nucleus; chromosome. The transcript has 13 exons. Bases 1 to 5148 code for a protein of 1715 amino acids. The record is from RefSeq and is a predicted model, not a curated record. Gene Ontology annotation, biological process: regulation of mitotic nuclear division; regulation of chromosome segregation. Gene Ontology annotation, molecular function: protein binding. NCBI's taxonomy places the organism in Eukaryota, Metazoa, Chordata, Aves, Charadriiformes, Charadriidae.